CCAUUCCAGACUCCAGAUUUAGAGACUCAGACUAGAUCUAGAACUAGAUUCUAGACUCAAGUCGCUAGGGCCUAGACUCUGUCACUCUAACUCUACAGACUCUACACUGACUACAGUCUAGAGACACCAGUCUUACUAUUAGACAUUAGUAAUUAGUCUUAGUGAUUAGUGAAUCUAGCAUCUUCAACUUCAAUCUUAUUUUUAUAUCUACCACUAUAUAAGUCUAGAGACCAGACUCCAGAGUCUAGUUACUCUAAUUGAAAAAAAACUUUUAGAAUCUACUUUUAAAUGUACUACUAUUAUAAGUAGACUGAAUCUAAAUGAAGUAGUGGUCAGAAACUUGACACCCAUUGUUGAUGCCUUCCACUUCAGAUAAGCACUAAGUUACAGUUAAUAACACCUUAAAGAUGACGCCCAGGAACAAUCAACCUCUUGUCACAGGUGUCUCUCCUAAAGAGGGCCCUCCAGGAACCAGGAUAACUAUUAGAGGUGAAAAUCUAGGAAAUGAUCCUCGUGAUCUCAUAGGUUUAAAAAUUUGUGGUAUGGACUGCCUGCUGUCAGCAGAGUGGAAGUCGUCCAGUAAAAUUGUGGCUCGUACAGGUCCAGGUAAAGGUAAAGGGGACAUCAUUGCCAUUACUCGGUCAGGUGGCAAAGGCAGUUGUACAGUGGGCUUCAGAGGAUACUUCUUACAGAUUGGACCACUGCAAGAUUCUGCUGUAUGGAUUGAUGAGUCGCAGACUGUUAGGCCCAACCUUGACCAUGGUAGACCCACAGCAUCUGCUGCUGCUAAAGAAGAGGAUGAUCCACUUGGUAUAUUAGAUGAAGGAGACAGAGCCAAGUUGACUGAAGAUGAAUUGCUGGAAAUGUUCCAUGAUGCAUCAGGUAGCAUGUCUUUAGAGAAUUUUUCACCUGGUUGGUACCUGCUGGAACAUCACCAGAAUGCCAGUUUUGAAGAUCUUAAAGCUGGUUUAAGCUUUAUGAAGAGAAAGGCCAGCCAGAGAUCUGAAGGCCCCAUUACAAUUGUCAGGUCAAACUUGAUGUCCAUCUUAGAUUGUUUGGACAGCUUAACAGAAAUGUAUAAAAAGUACAAUGAAGACGACAUACGUGGUAACUGUAUGAACUCAUAUGCUGUGCUUCUGAUGCAAGCCAAAUCUUGUGCUGAUGGUCUUUUCCAAGAAGUCUUAGGUCGUAAAGAUAAAGCAGACUCGACAAGGAAUGCUCUCAGUGUUAUACAGAAGUUUCGUUUCCUGUUCCACCUGCCCCUCAACAUACAGAGGAACAUACAAAAAGGAGAUUACAACAUGGUGAUCAAUGACUAUGAGAAGGCCAAGUCACUCUUUGCUGACACAGAAAUCAAAAUAUUUAAAAAAGUGUAUAGAGAGGUGGAGAAAAGAAUCUCAAGUUUUAGAGACAUGUUGUACAAGAGAUUGAAAGAUCCACACAAUACACUGGAGGAACAGAAGAAACUGAUCAGAUAUUUAAUCAGCUUGGAGUACAAAGGAGAUCCAGCAUGGGAGUGUUUAGAUAACCAACAGAAGUGGUUAAUUGAGCUUCUGGAUGAUUGUAAAGAUGACCAUAUUGAAGAAGAAAAGAACUGUGUCCAGGAAAACUUAGCAUCAAAUCAAAGCAACAAUCAGUGGAAACCUCUAAGUCGAGCUAACAAAUCACCCACCAAGUCUGGUUUAUCACGGGAGUCAAGUUUCUCUUCUCUUUCUUCAUCUGAUCACCAAGGUUCUUGGAGGUUUAAAACACCACAGAAAGUUUUAUUCAUUGAAGAUAUAACUGAUAUAAUGAUGCAACAUUUUCCUGACUUUUGGAAGCUAGGACAAAGUUAUUUUACUCGUGAGUCAGAGAAAGGCGUGAAAAUUGAUACCAGCAAACAUGGGAAAAUGAAGCUAAUGAUGACUGAAAUCAUAACUCUCUUUGCAAACUUUGUUCGGGCUGCGUUCUUGCCAGAGUCUUUGGAGAAUAUGUCUGAAAAUGAGAGAGAAAAGCUUGGUGUUUGGCCGUCAUCUGGCAAAUCAGAACAUAUCUCUGGGGCUUGGUUACCAACAUGUGUUAGAAACAUUAGAAACUGUGCUAACACGUUAUCAGCUCUAGAUUCAAAUAGCGACUCUGUGAUGAUUGUUCUCAAUGAACUUGCGUUUGACAUGCGAACCAACUGUAUGUUUACAUUGCUCAAACAAGCCAUCAUGGAUGUGAAAAAUGUUUACACCAAAGAAACUUGGGUGGUAGAAACAGAUGAUGAAUCAGGGGGCACUACUCAAUUGCCAGCACUGUUUGAAAAUAUUGUGAAUGAAACAGUACAACACCUGCAUGAGGUAGUGGUAAUGAACAAGGCUCCUGAACCUGAGAUCUUCAGCCAGAGACCCAUUCAGAAAGAGGCCACACAGCUAUGUAGUCAGCUGCUCCAAGCUUUUGCUGUGUGCAUGGAACAACUUGUCUUCACACCUCCCUUGCAGAAAACUGAAAACAAACAUGUUAAGAUCACCAUUGGACAGGACAUGGAGCUAGAACAACAUGAUGAUCCCAUUCCAUCCUUGGAUAAGAGAUUGAUCAUCAUGUUAAGUAAUUGUAACCACACAAUAGAAGUCGUGAUUCCACGGAUCAUUGAGAAUUUGACAAAACAUGGAUAUGUGGAAAUGGAGAAGGCAUUAAAAGCAGCACAAGAAGCUUAUAGUGCUCUGGACAACAGGCUGUUCCUUAGCUACAUAGAACAGAAAGCUGACCCCAUACUGGGCAUCAUGGAGGUCAAUAUGUACAAAGGUGGUUUUAACUGGAAGACCUGGAAAAAUCCCACCGGUGUCCGCAAAUAUUUGAAAGAUAUUGUCAUGAGCCUGAUAGAAGUUCAUGCUGAGGUUUAUGGAAUUUUCCCCAAGUUUGUGAUGCGAGUGAUGAAGAAAAUAACAGAGUCAGUGUGUGAGGAGCUCUCUCGACUUAUACAAUGUGUCCCAGACUUUAAUGCAGGGGGUGCUAUACAAGCUCGACUUGAAUUAGAAGCUUUACGCAGCAUGACCCGAAUUUAUAACACACCUAAAGUACAAUCUUGUUUUAAAGAAGCAUUUGACUGCAUCCCAGAACUGUCAGAGGAAGGGAAAACUGUCGUGGAUCAGCUGUUAGAUAAGUUCCGUGCCACAAUGAAAAUCCAGUUAAUGUGCUUUCAACCUGAACUGUCUCCCUCCACAGUUAAAAGGGCGGCUCGUCUUGGCUCCAUGGUUUAGUAGGAGGAUCAUUCGAGAGUGGGCUACUUAAUAAACGUUCUUCAUGUCUUUCUUGGCACUUAUAUGUGUUAUCAAUUUAUAAAGUACUUCCAAAUUGAGACAGGAUGAUGUCAUAGUUAGUUUGGUAACAAUAUUGCUUCCCAAAACAAAGAAAUUGACCAGGCCAUUGCUGUUUCUCCUAACCAGUUUGAAAGUACUAAAACAGUUUGCAACAAACAUGGGUCAACAUAUGUAACAAGCAAAGGUCCUUUCUUCACAAGUUUUGGCAACUCUGGAUACAUGUAACAUUUAUAAAAGGAAAAUAUUCUCUAUGCUUACCUCUAUCCAUGGUAAUAGUGUUUGCCAGACAGGAUUGGAGGAUUCAAUAAUGUGGCCAGACAGGAUUGAGGUAUUCAAUUUCAUGGUGUUGUACUUCCUAGUCUGUACCUUUUUUUUUGUGUACAUAUUUUUUUUUUUUUUUUUUACAAAGUUAGCCAGAGCAGAGUGAAAUUAAGAAUUGUGUUUUAAAGCUCAAGUGAUUCUAUUGGUAAAAAAAAUAAAAAAAAUUAAUCAGUUUUGUGAUUAUCUUGAUGCUAGAAAUAUUUUGUACAUGUGAAAAUGUGAUAAAAUAAUUGUAUACAUUUGUGUUCUAUUUAAAUGAACAAAAGUAAACAUUGAAUAGCGCCUAGCAAACAAAAAGUUGUUCUGAAAGCUGUGUGUUGCCAUUGACUGUGUAUUCUAUAAUCUUUUUUAAUAUGAAAAUUUGUGAUAUGAACGUUUAAGUGUAGUUUUUAGAGUUUGAUCCUUUUUUAAGAUUGUUUUAAGAAUGUUGAUCAAAGAUACUGAAAUGCUAUAUUAGAAAUACUCAUUGUUUGCUUAUCAAAUGUUUGGGUGUACUCUUAUACAUGUUUUUCUCCGACUUGGUAUCAGCUGAAAUUUUUGCACAGUUAUUGAUUGUUAAUGACAAUACAUGAAUUAAUAAAAAAAUUAACCAUGUAUUUAAUCACUUUGUGCUAAUUAAUAAAUUUUGUUUUAAAUACAAAAAGGAGAGAUAAACCUUGUAAUAUUGUGAUAGGUCUCUCUCUUUACUUAACAUAAAAAAAAAAAAAGAAAAGAAAAGGAUUGUUUAAAUAUUUUGCUCAUUUUGAAUUGAGUGUACAUCUUUUGUUGCUUCCAUAUCUCUAUCCAGUUAGCUCUCUAUAUUCUCCUGUAAAUUUGUAGGCUUGUAUGUUAAGUCUUUAUACAUGCCAUUGAGAAAGUUGAUGUAUUUCAAUUUUACUUAUGAUGUAUAAAUAGCUUUUAACAUUGUUUUUGCAUCCAGUAGGGGAGGUAACUUCAUUUCUUAUACACUACAAGGGAGAAAAAUAAUUGAAAAUUGUUCACAGUAGUCUCCCCUUGCCACGUUAACUAUAACGUCUCAUCAGAUAUUUAGUAUCACUGAUUGUAAAAAAAUUGCAUUUGUGUAUGUAAUAAUAUUUUAAAUAAAACUACAGUUUCAUUCCA
This is a messenger RNA of Biomphalaria glabrata, 4703 nucleotides long. RefSeq names its product exocyst complex component 2-like. Gene Ontology annotation, biological process: exocytosis; Golgi to plasma membrane transport. Lineage: Eukaryota; Metazoa; Mollusca; Gastropoda; Planorbidae. The coding region runs from base 408 to 3221 and encodes 937 amino acids. Gene Ontology annotation, cellular component: exocyst. The transcript has 28 exons. The record is from RefSeq and is a predicted model, not a curated record.